Messenger RNA from Astrephomene gubernaculifera, 879 nucleotides. The record is from the annotation of a GenBank genome assembly. NCBI's taxonomy places the organism in Eukaryota, Viridiplantae, Chlorophyta, Chlorophyceae, Chlamydomonadales, Astrephomenaceae.
GGCAACUUACCGAGAAAGACAUGCAACUUCUUUGCCUAUGGAAAUUAAUACUGGACACUAGGACUGUGAAGUAGUGCAUUCCUUGACUGUCUCCCUUGCAUAAGUUCUUUUCCUUCUUACAGCUUCUUUAGGCAUUAUGCCGUCUCAGGACCCCUUCUACCUGAUACGGCAGGAGAUACAGGAUAGCGUAAAUGACCUACAACAACGCAUGUCAAGAUUCCACGGGUUAACGGCGACAAACCCAGAGCGAAAGAAAAUUGCACAAGCAGUGGACGAAGGAUGCAGCUCGCUGGCUUGGCAGCUAAAUGAGCUGGACACGGCGGUGGACCGCGCCUCUGAAAACCCCCAACGCUUCAAUUUAACACCAGAGGAGCUGAGCAGCCGGCGACGAUGGAUAAGCAACACCCGGCGGCAGCUGGACGGCAUGAAGGAGACGCUGCGCACCGCCACCGCGCCGCCCCCCCCGCUGUCCACCGCGGAGUCCAAGCAGGUGGCGCAGAACGACAAGUUCGUGUCGGGGCAGUUCGAGUCGCAGCAGGUCAUGAUAAAGCGUCAGGACCAGGACCUUGAGGACAUCGAGCAGGCGGUCAUCCGCAUCGGGCGGCAGGGGCGGGCCAUGGCCACGGAGCUGGCGGAGCAGGGCAACCUGCUUGAGGAGCUGGACCAGGACGUGGACACCACCCACAGCCGGCUCAAGGCGGCGCAGAAGAAGAUGGCGGAGCUGAUCCGCAAGAGCGGCUCCAACACGCAGCUGGUGCUGAUCGUGGCGCUGAUCGUCAUCCUGGUGGUCAUGAGCAUCUUUGCAUUCAUGUAGGGGGGAGGGGGGAGGUCAAAGACCAUACCGAACCAUAGGAAACCACAAGUUAGGGCAAAGCAAUG